This is a messenger RNA of Williopsis jadinii, 1311 nucleotides long. RefSeq names its product proteasome regulatory particle base subunit RPT1 (gene RPT1). Bases 1 to 1311 code for a protein of 436 amino acids. Gene Ontology annotation, molecular function: ATP binding; proteasome-activating activity; ATP hydrolysis activity. Gene Ontology annotation, biological process: proteasome-mediated ubiquitin-dependent protein catabolic process. The transcript has 2 exons. The record is from RefSeq and is a predicted model, not a curated record. Lineage: Eukaryota; Fungi; Ascomycota; Saccharomycetes; Phaffomycetales; Wickerhamomycetaceae. Gene Ontology annotation, cellular component: proteasome regulatory particle, base subcomplex.
AUGCCUCCAAAAGCCGAUUGGGAUAAGUAUGUUGCUCCGUUAGAGGAUGAAAGCAAACCAGAAGAGAAGAUUGUGCCGCUGAGUGAAGGCGAUAUCCAGGUGUUGCGUACAUAUGGAGUUGCACCAUACGCGAAGAAGAUUAAAGAAGUUGAACAGGAUAUCAAAACCAUUGAGGCAAAGAUCAAGGAGAAAGUUGGUGUUAAGGAGAGUAACACAGGUCUUGCUCCACCACACUUGUGGGAUGUGAUGGCAGAUAAGCAAAACAUGGAGUCACAGCCUUUGCAGGUGGCCAGAUGUACGAAGAUCAUCAAAAGUGAUGAAGGUGAAGACAAAUCCAAAUAUGUGAUCAACAUUAAACAGAUUGCGAAGUUUGUCGUGGCAUUGGGUCAAAACGUGUCACCAACAGAUAUUGAAGAAGCGAUGAGGGUUGGUGUUGAUCGUACAAAGUAUGAAAUCCAAUUGCCAUUACCACCAAAGAUUGAUCCAAGUGUGACGAUGAUGACAGUGGAGGAGAAACCAGACGUGACGUACAGCGACAUCGGUGGGUGCAAAGAUCAAAUUGAAAAACUGAGAGAAGUUGUUGAACUUCCUCUACUGUCACCAGAAAGAUUUGUCAAGUUGGGUAUUGACCCUCCAAAGGGUAUAUUGUUGUACGGCCCACCAGGUACCGGUAAGACGUUAUGUGCUCGUGCCGUUGCUAACAGAACAGACGCGACUUUCAUCAGAGUUAUCGGGUCAGAGCUUGUACAGAAAUACGUCGGUGAAGGUGCUCGUAUGGUUCGUGAGUUAUUUGAAAUGGCGAGAACGAAAAAGGCUUGUAUUAUCUUUUUUGACGAAGUGGACGCCAUUGGAGGUGCCCGUGUCGAUGAUGGUGCAGGUGGCGACAACGAAGUGCAGAGAACCAUGUUGGAAUUGAUCACGCAAUUAGAUGGUUUCGAUCCUAGAGGUAACAUCAAAGUUAUGUUUGCUACAAAUAGACCAAACACAUUGGACCCUGCAUUGUUAAGACCUGGAAGAAUUGACAGAAAAGUUGAAUUCUCGUUGCCGGACCUUGAAGGACGUGCCAACAUCUUUAGAAUUCAUUCAAAGGCUAUGUCUGUCGAGAGAGAUAUUAGAUGGGAAUUGAUUGCCAGAUUGUGUCCAAACGCCACGGGUGCAGAGUUGAGAUCUGUGUGUACUGAAGCAGGUAUGUUCGCUAUCAGAGAGAGAAGAAAAGUUGCUACAGAAAAGGAUUUCCUCAAGGCCGUUGAGAAGGUCAUCAAGGGUAACUUGAAGUUCAGUUCCACAAGUCGUUACAUGCAAUACAAUUAA